AGAAAGCAACAAAAAAAAAAAAGAGAGAGAGAGAGAGUGAGCAGGAGGCCAUUCGGCCAAAGCUAGAAAAAAAAUAAAUCAAGUCCUUCAACUUUGAUCUAAAAAUAUCUUUCUUCUUGAAUUCCUAUUAAGUUGGAAACCCUCUUCAAUGUGAUACAACUUUGGAAGCAAAAGAGUACUUUUUUUUCGAAGAGGGGAAUUUGGAAAAGAUAUUGGAGAGCCCGAGACUUGAGUCGGGAUUUGUUUGGCAAGUGAUCGAGAUUUGGUAGUGAGCGAUCGAGGUACGGAUGUUCGUUUUGGUGAUCCUCCAGUAUAGGAUACAUAUUCCGCCACUUGGACCACUCCUUUUGAUUCGGAGCUCAUAUUUUUGAGGCUGAGCAGAUGAUGGUGCUUUAUGGCGAUCCCUCGGAUCAGAGAUCUCUAUCUUUGGAUGAUACAAGCAGCACUGAAGAAUCACCCGAUCAAACAAGGCUGUCUCUGGAGACCACUAAUGAUGCAGUUCCAUACAUAGGACAAAGAUUUCCCACUCAUGAUGCUGCUUAUGAAUUCUAUGCUGAAUUUGCUAAAGGCUGUGGCUUUUCAAUCAGGCGUCACCGCACAGAAGGUAAAGAUGGUGUGGGCAAAGGACUUACAAGACGGUAUUUUGUUUGCCAUCGUGCAGGCAACACUCCUGUCAAAGCCGCUAAUGAUAAUAAGCCUCAGAGGAACAGAAAAUCCUCCCGCUGUGGAUGCCAAGCAUAUAUGCGGAUAAGCAAGACAACUGACAUAGGAAUGCCUGAAUGGAGAGUGACUGGUUUCAUGAACCACCAUAAUCAUGAACUUCUAGAGCCAAACCAAGUACGCUUUCUUCCUGCAUAUCGCAGCAUAUCAGAUGCAGACAAGAGCCGUAUUCUAAUGUUUGCAAAAACUGGAAUUUCAGUGCAGCAAAUGAUGAGACUUAUGGAGCUAGAGAAGGGUAUGGAACCAGGCUAUUUGCCAUUUACUGAGAAGGAUGUCAGAAAUUUGCUUCAAUCAUUCAGGAAGGUGGAUCCUGAGGAUGAAAGCAUAGACUUGUUGAGAAUGUGUAGAAACAUUAAGGAAAAAGAUCCCAAUUUCAAGUAUGAUUUUUCACUAGAUUCCAACAACAGAUUGGAAAAUAUUGCAUGGUCAUAUGCCUCAUCCAUCCAGUCAUAUGAAGUUUUUGGUGAUGCUGUGGUCUUUGAUACAACUCAUCGAUUGACUGCUUUUGACAUGCCACUUGGGAUAUGGGUUGGAGUGAACAACUAUGGUAUGCCAUGCUUCUUUGGUUGUGUUCUUCUUCGAGAGGAAACUAUGAGAUCCUACUCUUGGGCUUUGAAGACAUUCUUGGCGUUCAUGAAUGGGAAGGCUCCACAAACAGUACUAACUGAUCAAAAUAUGUGUCUCAAAGAGGCAAUUAACUUGGAGAUGCCCACAACUAAGCAUGCCCUUUGCAUUUGGCUUAUCGUGGCAAAGUUUCCGUCAUGGUUUAAUGCUGUUUUAGGAGAGCGCUACAAUGACUGGAAGGCUGAGUUUAACCGGCUCUAUAAUUUGGAAUCUGUGGAGGACUUUGAGUUGGGUUGGAGAGACAUGAUGAACACAUUCGGACUGCAUACAAACAGGCAUAUUGCCAGUCUAUUUGCCUUGAGAUCACUGUGGGCGCUGCCAUACCUUAGGAGCCACACCUUUGCUGGCAUGACCACAGCAGGCCACUCAAAGUCAAUCAAUGCUUUUAUCCAACGGUUUCUGAGUGCACAAACCCGGCUAGCACAUUUUGUCGAACAAGUGGCUGUUACAGUUGAUUUUAAGGAUCAAACUGGAGAGCAGCAGACUAUGCAGCAAAAUCUACAAAAUAUAUGCCUUAAAACAGGUGCUCCCAUGGAAGCACACGCUGCUACAGUUCUGACACCAUUUGCGUUCUCUAAGCUUCAAGAACAACUUGUUUUGGCUGCCCAUUAUGCAUCAUUUCAGAUGGAAGAUGGUUUCCUCGUCCGCCACCACACAAAACUUGAGGGUGGACGGAAAGUUUACUGGGUUCCAAGAGAGGGCAUCAUAAGCUGCAGCUGCCACCAAUUUGAGUUCUCUGGAAUACUUUGUCGCCAUGCUCUCCGUGUUCUGUCCACAGGAAACUGCUUUCAAAUACCAGAAAGAUAUCUGCCACACCGGUGGCGAAGAAUCAGUACACCAUCAACAAAAGCUCUUCAAAAUACUCACAAUGACCACAUGGAAAGGGUUCAAUUAUUGCAGAGUAUGGUUUCUACUCUAGUAACCGAAUCAGCAAAGUCAAGGGAACGUCUUGACAUUGCAACAGAGAACGUUUCAAUCCUUCUAUCGAGGAUAAGAGAACAGCCAAUUUGUUCACAAGGUGUCAGAGAGUUAUCCUCAAAUCAGAGAAAUCUUUGAUUAUAGUUAAAUACUUUUGAUUACAUCCAGAAUUUUUGUAGAAAAUAGGGACAAAAGAGAUGAAACAGGGGAAAUUUGUCUAGCUAGUGUGUAAAGAGUUGAGAGCUGGCUUGAUACCCUUUAUAUGACAGAUUUGCAGAUUGUGUUUUCCAAAAUCUGAUAAACCGAUAUGUAAAGUUUUGUGCUCCAGGGAAAACAUGAAAAAGGCAAUAUAUUUAUUAACUUUAUAUGCUGCUUUUGCAUUGAAGGGGAAAGAAAAAGACUAAGAAUCAGAUUUUUCUUGUUCUGUGCAUGUAUUGGGUUUUUUUCUAUAAUUAUUUAGUUAUCCAAUACUCACUGAUUCGACUGGUUUUUCAUUAAUAUGCAUUUAUUAGCUGUUACUCU
Molecule: messenger RNA, 2784 nt
Organism: Lycium barbarum (goji berry)
Lineage: Eukaryota; Viridiplantae; Streptophyta; Magnoliopsida; Solanales; Solanaceae
Product: protein FAR1-RELATED SEQUENCE 11
Exons: 6
Coding region: 382-2400 (672 amino acids)
Biological process (GO): regulation of DNA-templated transcription
Molecular function (GO): zinc ion binding
Source: RefSeq, a predicted model, not a curated record